CAUUCCUGUUGGAUCCUUCGUUUGCUUUAUUGACAUUUUCUUUGUUUUCAUUCAGAAUUAAGAUUGUCCUGUGGCAAAAAAUACCACGACUUACGUAUUAUUUUUUACGAUUUAUUAAUUAUAAGUUAAAAUAGAAUAAACUUGUUAUGAAAAACUCAACAAUACACACAAUGGAGACUGAAUUUUUGACCCGCCUACCAGUACCCGAUAUACGGGAAGAGACAUUUCAGUAUUCCUACAAACAGUCACAUCGGCCACCAAAACUACAACCACCGAAAUUGAAACCACGCUACGAUUCCAAUUGUAAUCGCGACCAUACCGCCCAUGCCAUCUCAUUUCGUUCGGAUGAUGAUUGCACUGUCGACAAUUUACUAAGUUCUACUUAUAAUUGUUCCUCGAAUGAGACCUAUUUCGAACAGGUUUUUACACGUUUGGAAAAAAUUGGUGAAGGUUCAUUUGGUGAGGUGUUUAAAGUGCGUUCCAAAGAGGAUGGCCUGCAGUAUGCCAUAAAAAUGUCGAAACAGCUAUUUCGUAGUGAACUUUACCGGCAGGAACGUUUGGAGGAAGUGAGACGUUAUGAACAGUUUUCAGGUCAUGCCAAUUGUCUGAGAUUCUAUCGUGCCUGGGAACAAGAUGAUCGUUUGUAUAUGCAAAUGGAGUUGUGUCGCGAGAGUUUAGAUCGUUAUCUGGAGCGUAAACGCAGUGUGCCAGAGGAGAAAAUUUGGUCAAUUUUGCUGGAUUUACUAUUGGCUCUCAAAAGUCUACACGAUCGCAAUCUUAUACACUUGGAUAUUAAAUUGGAUAAUGUGUUGAUAGGCUAUGAUGAUAGUUGCAAAUUGGCCGAUUUUGGUUUAGUCAUCGAUGUAGAUCGUGCUAAUCGUCAUCAGGCUACCGAAGGUGAUUCUCGUUAUGUGGCGCCAGAAAUAAUGCAGGGCAAUUUUUCAAAGGCUGCCGAUAUUUUUAGUUUGGGCAUUGCGAUGCUGGAGUUAUCAUGUUAUUUGGAAUUACCUUCGAAUGGUCCGUUGUGGCAGCAAUUGAGAAAUGCUGUCUUGCCUGAGGAUUUCAUUAAAACCAUAUCACUUGAUUUGCAAAAUAUUAUAAAGGAUAUGAUGACACCUGAUCCACGUGAAAGACCAACUGUCGAUCAACUUUUGAGUCAUAAGAAGUUGGCCUCAAUGUUACAGCGAAGAAGUCAGUGGGGACUGGUGCAUAAAGUGAAACUCACUAUACGAAAAUCCCGACGUCUGGCUUGGUCAAAAUUGUGCAAUCUUAAAAAUAUAGUUAUUAAAUUCUUCACAUCGAUACUCUCUAUUUUGGGAAUGCAGGAAACUCCAACAACAGAUUCGGCUAUUGAUGAAGAAGAAACGAAUCUAUUAAAGACAGCAGAAAAGAAAAGACCACGCUCGCAACUAAUAUCAUCCACACCAACGGCUGCUAUAUCAAAGGCUAAGGCAAGAAUAGAUUUUCAAUUCGAUAGCGAUUGUAUGGAAUUGGCACCAGAACACUCCACCCCUUAUCAUAAUAAAAACAAUAAAUUUGUUAAUUCCACUCCGGUUAAUCAUAAUCUGGGCGGUAGUUUUCGUAUUAGAAAUGACUCAAUAAGAAAUAGUUUCAAUGAUAACGAUGGUUCUCUUUUGGAUAAAUCAAUAAUUGCUUAUGUCGAUGACUGUGAUUCGGAUUCUCAUUUAAGUCAGCGUAAAACAUUAGAUAUUUCUUCUUUAAGAGGGAAGAAACUAUUUUGUAAAUCUGAUGAAGAUAGUGAUUAAAAUGUAUGUGCGUGAGAAAGCUCCUAAAUUUUGUUCCUAGUAUGUGUUUUAUUUUUGAUAUCAAAUCUUCUAAUUUCCUAAUUAUGUUUAAUGUUUUAUGAACCCAGUUGAAGUUGAAAAAAUAAAAAGAAAAUAUUAUGUUGUAUUUUAAAUUCAUUUAUAU
This is a messenger RNA of Lucilia cuprina (Australian sheep blowfly), 1929 nucleotides long. Its product is annotated as membrane-associated tyrosine- and threonine-specific cdc2-inhibitory kinase. Gene Ontology annotation, biological process: protein phosphorylation. Gene Ontology annotation, molecular function: ATP binding; protein kinase activity. The transcript is spliced from 4 exons. The coding region runs from base 147 to 1766 and encodes 539 amino acids. Lineage: Eukaryota; Metazoa; Arthropoda; Insecta; Diptera; Calliphoridae. The record is from RefSeq and is a predicted model, not a curated record.